Symsagittifera roscoffensis is the source of this 2194-nucleotide messenger RNA. Its product is annotated as rab5 GDP/GTP exchange factor-like. Lineage: Eukaryota; Metazoa; Xenacoelomorpha; Acoela; Convolutidae. Gene Ontology annotation, biological process: vesicle-mediated transport. Gene Ontology annotation, cellular component: cytosol; endocytic vesicle. The record is from RefSeq and is a predicted model, not a curated record. The coding region runs from base 35 to 1579 and encodes 514 amino acids. Gene Ontology annotation, molecular function: guanyl-nucleotide exchange factor activity; small GTPase binding; DNA binding. The transcript is spliced from 4 exons.
UAAAUGACAAGUUACUGAGCGUUUCAAAAGAUCAAUGGCUGCAAAAUUUGAUCCACCCGCAGGCCUGAAAUGCAGAAGCACAGAAGUCAAUGGCUCUCAGUGUGCUUUUUAUGGAAGUGUGGCCUGGAGCGGUUAUUGUUCUAAAUGCUACAAAAUUUAUGUGACAGCUUCUAUUGACGAAUCUGUUGUGAACACUAACAAAUGGGGUUCGAAAGGUAACGCGACUGGUGGUGCAUUACGGAAGCCCGAAUUAAUCCGUGAUGUGGGUGAAAAAUUUCAACAACCUGCCAACAAAAUCAAAGAAAUUGCACAAACGCAAGCGGAACAACUUAAGUUAAGACUUAAGUCUCUGAAAUUUGGCAACCAGGGAUCCAAAGUUUACAAAGAAUGUGAUCAACUGAUAGAGCAAUGCCAUAAAUCUCAGUUCACAUUAGAAGAACUCCAGAAAUCGAUUCAGCUUUUUUAUCGCAACUUAGAUUCACUUCUAGGAAAUAGUCAAACCGACGAGACGGACCAAAAAGAAGUCAUCCAAUCUUUUGAAGACUAUCUCUCAACUAGGCUCCAUGGGUAUUUCUUCUCCAAGUUCCCUCAACUCGAAGAAGCAGACAAACUUUUGCAGAAACGGAUAUCAAAUCUUUACUGGGUGACUGCCGAGCAACUUGAAUGUCCAUUGACGCCUCAGACGAUAGCGCGCGAUAAUGAAGGCGUCCGAAAUCCCCUCGACAAAGCCAUGGCUUCGCUGAUGCUAAUCCAUACCAAGAAAACUCCACGAGAGAAACUGAUGUCAAUUGACGAUGCCUGCAUCGAUUUAAACAUUGCACUGCAGAAGGCCCUAUCACGCCCUGUCUCAGCUGAUGAUUUUCUGCCCUCAUUUGUGUGGAUAAUGUUGACGAGUAAACCGCCUCAGUUGACAACGAAUGCGACCUUCAUAGACACUCUAGCACACCCCCAGAGCGUGACUCAAGGCCAGUCGGCCUACAACUUCAACACAUUCCAAGUGGCCUUACAUUAUAUAUCCAAAGAAAUGAAUUCAGUCUCUCUGAAGGUACCCGAAGAGGAUUUUGAGAAGUUGAUGCGGGGAGAAGUCACCCGUAAAAUAAUGUUCAACGACAUGCUUAAAAAUCUGGAGGUCAAACAAGCUCAACUGGAUGUGUUGCAAACUAGAAAUGAACAACUAAUGGAAGACGUGAAAAGUUUGACCAGUUCCAUCUCCGUUUUCAGAACGUCAAUGAAGAAAACUUGCAGCGAAGUUCUUUUGUCAGUUGAUAGAAGUGCGUGCAUCGAUGGUGGAACCAAUCAAGAGACUUUGAAUAAAUUGAUUGGCGAUUUUGACUACCUUGCCAAGCCUUCUAUUGAUCAGAUUUUGGAUCCGUUUGGACCUAUAAACCAAGAACUGGCCUCGCCCUUGGUUCCAAUGAGUUUAAACACAAUGCAAACUGCUAGCCAUGAAAAUGUGUCAAAUUCGGGUAAUCAAAACUAUUUGGGCUUCGAUUUGAACUGUAAUGUAAUGAACAGUAAUAAUGCUCAAGCUUCUUCUUUGCCUCCGAUGCCUUCAACAAACUCAGACAGUUUGAUAUAGUUUAUUUAAGGGUCUGAUUAGCGCAUUUAGUGAUUAUGUAUUUUUGAAUAUGAAAUUUGAAUCUAAUUUUGAAAUUGAUGCUACAGGAUGCUACAGCUAAUCAUAUUUUGUGUAUAAGUGAAAUUUAAAGGCUAUAGGGGACAAUUUGCGAAUAUUUGAAUCACAUGGUUUAGCCAAGGAUCGGAACUAUUAAAAUAAUCGUAGAUUACGCUUUUACUACUCAAAUCAAAUAAAUUAUGGAUUUUUUAAAGGUUCUUUUCGUACCGAAAUUUCGACAAAGGUUUUCCAUUUUGCUAGGAUUUCGCGAGAGCUGCCAAACUUAUCUUAGUUUCCAAUUUUUUUUAUCAAUUCUUGUAGACAGCCACCAAAUGCAUCAAUGGCUAGAGCUACAGUUUUUAUGCUUUAAAAACUUGAUUAGCUUGGUAUCAAACGUCAAAUUGAAUUAUAUGAGAAUGUUGGCAUUACUACUCUGGAAUUAUUAUAUUUGCGCUAUAUUUUGUAAAUAAUCAUGUAUGUUAGUUAUCCUUUGGUCUCGUUUGAUUGGUGCUGUUUUUCUGAACUCAAUAGCGUUAGAUUGGUUGUCUGAUUCAGUCAAAUUCAAUUUUUAAUUUUCAA